Molecule: messenger RNA, 315 nt
Organism: Capronia coronata CBS 617.96
Lineage: Eukaryota; Fungi; Ascomycota; Eurotiomycetes; Chaetothyriales; Herpotrichiellaceae
Product: BolA protein
Exons: 1
Coding region: 1-315 (104 amino acids)
Biological process (GO): intracellular iron ion homeostasis
Cellular component (GO): nucleus; cytosol
Molecular function (GO): 2 iron, 2 sulfur cluster binding
Source: RefSeq, a predicted model, not a curated record
AUGGCCGCCCAAACAGACACCUCUGCGUCCCUGGCCGCGGCUUCGUCCGGAAUCACGCCCGAGACGUUAUCGCAGAAACUGCAAGCGACGCUGGACGCCACGCACGUCGCGAUCGAAGACAUGUCCGGCGGCUGCGGCCAGGCGUUCAACGCGAUCAUUGUGUCGCCGGCGUUCGAGGGCAAAGGCUUACUGGCGCGGCAUCGGCUGGUGAAUAGUGCGUUGAAGACGGAGAUUGCGGCCAUCCAUGCCUGGACGCCGAAAUGUUUGACGCCGGAACAGUGGGAGAAGGAGAAGCAAAAGAUGGGGGAGAUGUGA